Paecilomyces variotii is the source of this 1392-nucleotide messenger RNA. RefSeq lists its product as hypothetical. Gene Ontology annotation, molecular function: protein binding. The transcript has 5 exons. The coding region runs from base 1 to 1392 and encodes 463 amino acids. Lineage: Eukaryota; Fungi; Ascomycota; Eurotiomycetes; Eurotiales; Thermoascaceae. The record is from RefSeq and is a predicted model, not a curated record.
AUGUAUCCAUAUCCUCAGAACAUCAUCUCCUAUCCCCAGAUGCAGUUCCUGUCAAAAAGUGCUCUAUUGACAUUACCAAUCGAGAUAAUCGAAGACAUCGCAUUCUUGCUCGAAGAUGACAAGGACCUCAUCAAUCUCUCACUGACAUGCACUUCAUUGAACGCGAUCUUACUAUCAACCACGUCCUCUAUCUGGCGCAGGCGAUUCAAAGAGAAGUACGACCUACCGCGAGGAAAAUCAUCGGCGCAAAUAAAAUUCGAAUACCAAACGCGCUCUAUCGUACUGUCACAAGCAGUUUCCUUCAAAGACGGGGAAAGUGGCCAACAAAAGUUGUGGUUGGAGGUCAUUCAGCUUCUUCUUGAGGAAUCUUUCUCAUCACCAUACACAAGUGACGGUAGUGUUGUGUCGAGGAACCUUACUAGGAUUCGUGAGGUUAUUUCGAAAAGCGCCUUUCUGGAAAGACCGAUUAGUGGAUUCGCCAUGCGCAGUCCAGAUGUCUGCUCAGAUUCUUUCUGCGCCGUGCAGCUGUGCUUAACUUACCUUAGUCUGGAUCUAAACCUUUCGUAUCGCUGCCUGCGAACCGACUAUGACAUCGCCAGUGUCUAUUCCUACGGAAGCGCCCCUGAGAACGUCUUCAUUUCCAUUGAGGAGUUGGACCUCAGAAAACUAUUGCACAUACGGAACUUUUGGCAGCGACAUCUUAUUAACCUCGACGAAGGGACAUUCCACAAAUCAUUCGCCAGCCUCUGUGAAGAGAAGAGACCCCAGCCCUGGACCGAAUGCAUACAUCACAAUAUCAACCUUGGGAGUUCCUGGCUAGGAUAUUACUCUUGCAUACAUCCGCGUCCUCCUGAUCUGAGCAGUCUACAAGAUCGUCAGACAUGCGCCGACCUAGAUAGUCACUGGACGGAUAUUCUUCCUCUGCAUCUACAUUUACACUUGAUUCGCGACUCUGAUGAGGAAUGGCCAGCGCUUUUUGAUAAUAUCAUACCUUUACUUGGACCGGAUAGCCGCCGUCGCUAUUUUCGCGGCCUUCAAAGCCUCCACAGCUUGAAUGAUCGCACAAGUUACCCUGUCCGAGGACUUAUCGAGCAAAUUCUAUCUUCGCAAGGAGGACUCAGAGGCUGGACGCGCAUAUGCUUCACAAUCUACAAUCCGAACCGGGAGCUUUUGAAGCUUAUUCCUUCUGAGGACAACGAAGAGAACGCAGAAGACCAACAGGAGGAGGUCCGCUUUCCAGACGAAGAAUGGCCACCUAUUUCGUGGUCGGAUUUCCAUUGGGCCUUUGGCUAUGAGGGCGUUGUGCUCCCUGGAGGCAACAUUAUGUUUGGCAAGUGGAUCAACAUGCUGGAAACGAGUGACAGCGGGCCAUUUGUAUUUUGGUGUAUCUAA